AUGUCACUAGACGAAUGCAAACGCAAGCGCUCCAAUAUUAAACGUAAUAUUUCACGUAUAAAAUCUAUUGUAGAGUCGAUUCGAGAAACGGAGGACAAACCGCCGCACGCCGAGCUUCAAUGUCGCUUAGGAAUUUUGGAGUCCUACUUCAAACAAGCACUUUCAGUACAAGCUGACAUCGAGGAUUUGGAUCCAUCCGACAAUGGUCGAGCCGACUUAGAGGACAGCUACGUAGCUGUAAAGCUCAGCAUACAAGCACCACUUGGGGAGGAUGGAAAUACCACGGUGAACUACACUGAGACGGCUGCGUCAGCACCUGUGGUACCGACUUCACAUCUACCAAGAUUGUCGCUGCCUACAUUCAGUGGAGACUACGCUGAGUAUAAAAAUUUUAUAACGUCCUUCACUCAAAUAAAAGCACGUGAGUCUAGACUAUCGAAUAUAGAGCGGUUUAACUACCUUUUGUCCUGCUUGAAAGGCUCAGCUUUAGAAACUGUCAAGGCCUUUCAAGUAACUAGCGAGAAUUACCCAAACGCGUUGGAUAGACUCAAAGAACGAUUCGAUAAUCCGACUUUGAUAUUUUUAGAAGGAAUCGCUUCGCGUUUUACGCUCCAACCAGCUGAAAAAUCGAACGCUCAGUAG
Molecule: messenger RNA, 642 nt
Organism: Rhagoletis pomonella (apple maggot)
Lineage: Eukaryota; Metazoa; Arthropoda; Insecta; Diptera; Tephritidae
Exons: 1
Coding region: 1-642 (213 amino acids)
Source: RefSeq, a predicted model, not a curated record